This is a messenger RNA of Apis florea (little honeybee), 497 nucleotides long. RefSeq lists its product as uncharacterized. Gene Ontology annotation, molecular function: olfactory receptor activity; odorant binding. The record is from RefSeq and is a predicted model, not a curated record. Gene Ontology annotation, cellular component: plasma membrane. Gene Ontology annotation, biological process: sensory perception of smell; detection of chemical stimulus involved in sensory perception of smell. NCBI's taxonomy places the organism in Eukaryota, Metazoa, Arthropoda, Insecta, Hymenoptera, Apidae.
AAAUGCUGACUUUAUCUAUUAUAAUGAUCAUAAAUUCGCCAACACUUGUAAAAAUUCAAUUCAUAAUCAUAUGUAUGUCCUCUCUCAUGGAAAUUUACAUGUAUGCGUGGCCAGCUGAUUACAUGCAAGAUACAAGUAUAAACAUUUUACGAAGUGCAUAUAACUCAAUAUGGUAUGAACAAAGUUUAAAUAUGCAAAAGGACUUGCUGAUUAUAUUGAUGUAUCAAAGACCAGUAAUUCUUUCCAUUAAUGUUCUGUUACCAGAGCUUACUUUACGUUAUUAUUGUUCGUACGUGGCAAAUGCUUUCUCUGUUUUCACAGCUCUGCGAGCCGUGGUAGAAGAUAAGUGAAUAUAAAUGCAUUUUAAAUUGUUGUAUAAUAAAGUCUUCAUUAUUAUAAUAGUCAUCAUUAGAAAAUGUGAUAAGUGAUUAUAAACAAAUUCCAUAAUUGUUAAAGUUAUCAAUAUUCUUAUAUUAUUGAAAAUAAAUAUAUUUGUA